Messenger RNA from Spizellomyces punctatus DAOM BR117, 438 nucleotides. RefSeq lists its product as uncharacterized. The record is from RefSeq and is a predicted model, not a curated record. Gene Ontology annotation, cellular component: mitochondrial inner membrane. Bases 83 to 289 code for a protein of 68 amino acids. Gene Ontology annotation, biological process: proton motive force-driven mitochondrial ATP synthesis. The transcript is spliced from 3 exons. NCBI's taxonomy places the organism in Eukaryota, Fungi, Chytridiomycota, Chytridiomycetes, Spizellomycetales, Spizellomycetaceae. Gene Ontology annotation, molecular function: proton-transporting ATP synthase activity, rotational mechanism.
GAGUAGCUCAACAAGGCAUUCCAGUCACCGUCCUCAUCCCGAUUGUUCAAAAGCACCCAAACACGCCCCACCUUUUACAACCAUGACGUUCUACUGGAGAGAAGCCGGCUUGACGUACUUGCAAUACGCCAACAUCACUGCCAAAGCCCUCCGCAACGUCCUCAAGGAACAAGCCAAGGUUGUCGCUCUCCGUCGUGAGGAGCAGUACGUCAAAGUGCAGCUCUGGAGCCAAGGAAAGCAGGGAGACACUAGGGUGAUUGACCCCUCUGGAAACAAACUUGGCCACUAAACUGCUCGCGAAUCGAUCCAUUGAUCCGAUCUUCAUAGAUUUAAUUUUGUUAAAAGAUUGGAGAGAGAAACUGAGGAUGGUCGAGUCGACUGUACCAUCGCUGUGGAGUAUAUAGUGGGAAUAAAAAUGAUAUCCUGCAUGGAACCUCA